GGCCGACUAUGACCCGCCCCCGCGAACCAGAAACAGCCGACAGUCUGCUUGUGACGGAUAGCGCUGGAGAAAGCCAGGCUGGAGCUGCCCUGGGAAGUCAGGAGUCUGCCAGAGUCAACGCAGAACAACGCCAUUUCACCACCAGCUGAAGGAACAGCACACUGAAGCUACAGAAUGGCAGUGGAUAUCUACGACUCUCAGUACCUGCUCAUCCUGGCCCCUUCCCUGGUCAUUGCCCUGAUGUUCCUCUUCUUCUGGCUCUUCAUGAAGGAAACAUCCUACGAUGAGGUGCUGGCCAGGCAGAAACGUGACCUCAAACUGCCACCAACCAAACCAGACCCCCGUAAGAAGAACGAAAAGAAGAAGAGCAAGAAGAAGGAGAGUGCCAGUGGAGGAAGCGGCGGCGGUGGUGGUGGCGGUGGAGGAGAGUCGGAGGAGGAUCUGCGGGAUUUUGAUGUGGCUGAUGUAGCCAACAGCUCCUCUAUGGAAGUAGAAGAGGAACCUGUACCAGCUCCUACACCAGAUCCUGCUCCACCGACACCCACUCCCUAUGUGCCUGUUUCAGUGUCACCAGAGGCACCUACCGGUCUGAGGGAAAGAAAGAAGAAGGAGAAGAAGGCUGCCAAGGCUGCUGCUGCCGCCGCUGCUGCUGCUGCUGCUGCUGCAGCGGCAGCAAGUUCCCCUUCUGAGGAGCCAGAAGUGAAUGGCUCCAAGCCAGUGAGCCGCAAGACAGAGCCACCUCUGGCUGCGAGCAAACAGUCCAGUGUAUCGUCUCUGCAGCUUGAGACUCCUGUCCAGGUUCAGGCUGUUCAGGCUCCUGUUCAGGCUCAGACGCCUCCCCAAAUCUCUGGGAAGAAGAAGGAGAAAAAGAAACAGAAAGUAGAGCCUGCAGCAGAUGACCAGCAGUCAGAAGUUAAAGCAGAGCAGGCCCCAGCACCAGUAAAGAAGGAAGCUCCUGUUGUGGCUGAAACCAAAGUUUUGGAUGGUGCAACUCCAAGUACCACCAGCGGAAAAAAGAAGAACUCCGCAAAGAAGCAGAAGACCGAGCAUGUGGAUGAAACCCAGAUUUUGGCAGACUCAGCAGCUUCUGCCAACCACCAGGCAGCCCAUAAUGAUGAGUUACCAUCCAAAGCAUCUGGCAAGAAACAAAAGAAUGAGACUGAUAAAGAGAACACAGAGGUGAAGCUGAAGGAGCUGCUCUCUGGUCUGUCCAGUCUGGCUCUGUCAGAAGCAGAGGCUGUCAGUGUGAUAGCUCUCCUCAGAGAAAAGAACCCCAAUGCCUUGGAUGCCUGGCACAAAUCUGCUGUGAGGCCUGAUCCUGCUGCCCAGGAACGGGAGAAGCUUCUUACAACUCUGCAGGAGGAGGCCUCCAUUGCCAAAGACAAAGUGAAGCAGCUCAGUCAGGAGCUUCAGGUUGAGAAGCAGAAGACGGGUCGGGUGGAAGCUAUGAUGAGAGAGCAACGUGCAGCCAUGGAGAAAGAGCUGGGAAGCAUGCAAGCCAAAGCACAAGGCAGCUGUCUGGAGCUUCAGGCCAUCCAGAUAAAGUUUCAGCAGGUGAGGGAGCAGCUGGAAAGCCAGAUCACUCGACUGCAGCAGGAGAACGGUAUCCUGAGGGACGCAGUCAGCUCUGCCACCAACCAGAUGGAGAACAAGAAUUCAGCGGAGCUGAACAAGCUGCGUUCUGAAUAUGCCGGUCUGAUGAAAGAGCUGGCAGACAACAACAGCAAGCUGCAGCAGGAGGAGCACCAGAGGAAGUCACUGGAGGUCAGCUACAAGCAGAAUGUGUCCCAGCUGGAGGCCCAACUGCAGGAUGCCAAGCGUCGCUGGGAAGAACUGCAAAACUUCCUCCACAAUGUCAAUGCUGAAAGAGAAAAUCUUCAGGCUUCUAAGCAGGAGCUCCACAGUCAGCUGCUGGGAGUGGAGACGGAGAUGAACAAUAAGAACAAGGAGAUCCAAAACCUCCACAACAGCCUAACUGAAGCCAUGGUAUCCAAGGAGCGGCUGGAGCAGAGAGUGAUGGAGCUUAUGGACAUGUCUCAGCACAGUAUGCCAGACGACUCACUGCAGGCCAGGGUUCAGGAACUUAUGAAUGAAAACAAAGGCUUUCAGGUCCAGAACGAAACGUUGCAAGCCCAGAAUGAGAGCCUGCAGGCCCAGAUCUCUUCACAGGCCACUCACGUCUCCCACAUUGAGGAGCUACAAAAGCUGCUGGCUGAAAAGGAGUUGCAGCGGAAAAGUCUGGAGGAUUCUCUAAAUGCUGAGAGGAGCAGUGGGGCUAGUAGAGAAACUGACAUGCAGGCCUUGCACAAUGAUAACAUGUCACUGAAGGCAGACAUUCAGAAUCUGCAGGCACAGAUCUCUGACCAGACUGCGUCCCAGCUGGCUCUGGACCAGUUCCAGAAGAGUGUCCGGGAGAAGGAGGAGAACAUGAAGACUGUAGAGGGUCUGUUGGAGAAGGGGCUGAUAGAGGUGGCCAACAAGGAAGAGGAGCUCAAGGCAGUAAGAGAAGAGAAUGAGGCGCUGAAGCAGCAAAUCGAGGACUUUAAGAAAAAGACAGCAGAGCAGGCAUCAUCAGAGUCAACAGUGGAAGAUCUUCAGAGCAAGAUCCAAGAGAGGGAUGUGAAGCUAAAAUCAAUGGAAGAGAGUCUACAGGCAGCACAAGACAGCAGCUCUGCCAGAGAGAAGACAGUUGAGGCUCUGGAGCAGCAGUUGGCUGCCCUGCAGGCAGAAAUGGAGCAGCUGAGACAGAAGGAGACACCAGAAGAGCCGAACAGCUCUGCUACCCAGCUCCAAGAACUCCAGGCUCAAAUGGCGGCAAAGGACCAGGAGAUUCAGACGCUGCAGACUGAGCUGGAGACAAGGACAAAUCAGCUGAGUGAGAAGAUGGAGCAGGUACACCAACAGCAGUCGCACACAGGAGUGCCAAGCCCAGAGCUUCUUACAGCGUUGUCGGAGAAGGACAGUCAGGUUACCAGUCUGCAGGGAGAGCUGGCUGAGCUGAGGGACUCCCUGGAGCUUCACAGGAAGAAGAACAACGAGCUUCGGGAGAAAAACUGGAGUGCAAUGGAAGCUCUGUCAGCCACCGAGUCCAUGCUUCAAGGAAAACUCAGCAAAACUGUCAAGGAAAACCAGACAGUGCUGGCAGCGUGUCAGGCUGAAUGCCGAGAUGUUCUGCACAGACUUCUACCCCUUGUGCCUCUGCCCUCUGAACAGAGCCAUCAGGAGUGGCUACACAGAUUUGAGAAGGCAGUAGCUGAAAACUCAACUGCACAAUCCAGUCCUGCAUCAGGGGACUCUGAGGGACUGGCAGAGAAACUGAAAGAAGCUGAGGAAACCCAAAGGAUUCUGCAGAAAGACUGUGAGACGUACAAAAAGGUUUUGGCAGAGACGGAGGGCAUCCUGCAGCGCCUUCAGAGCAGCGUGGAGCAGGAGGAGUCUCGCUGGAGGGUGAAGCUGGAGGUAUCACAGGGGGAGCUCAAAGAGACGAGUCAGAAAGUCACAGCUCUGGAGCAAGAGAUUGAGAGACUAACUGAUGGGGCAGAGUUGGAAAAUCUGAGAAGAGAAAAGCAGCACUUGGAGUCCGAGUUGGAGAGGGCAGAGCGUGAGAGUGCCACCUAUGUGACAGAAGUCAGAGAGCUCAAAGAUCUGUUGACUGAAUUGCAGACCAGGCUUGAUGGCUCAUAUACAGAGGCUAUCAGACAGAAUGAGGAGCUGACAUUGCUGAAAACCCAGCUCACUGAGACGCUGUCCAAGCUGGAGGCAGAGGAGAAUGAGAGGCAAAAAGUGGCUGGUGACCUGUACAAGGCGCAGCAGUCUCUUGAUCUGAUUCAGGGGGAACUCUCUAAUGUGACGGACAACGCUGAUGACCUGAUAGAGAACAGCAGUCUGUCGUCACAGAGAGAGGAGAUUGACAGAAAGGAGAAAAUGACUGCAGGACUUAAUCAAACAGUCAAGGAACUGCAGCAGCUGCUACAAGCCGUCAGCCGGCAACUCGCUAAGGGACAGGAAGGGGAGGCUGACAAAGAUCUGCCCAAGGUAUAGUGAGAGGAGGAUAGAGCCUCAUGCAGCCACCCUGACUGUACUACAGAGACCACCUUUGACUUUCGGUCUUAUCACUACCACAUCACAUCAUACUGUCACACCCAGCCACCUCAUCCCUCCCAAUCUUGAUCGCCUCACCUGUACUGUAGAAAGCCUCCAACUGACUCUGGCAAAGGCACUGGUAAAUCACUCCAGACUCACUGAUGGCAACAAGGGAGCAGGUGGAGGCUACUGUUAAUUCCAGACACUCCAGGCACUAUACCAAAACCCACACUAUGCCACUCCCACCACAUUCCUCUUCUUUAGCAGUAUCACCAGUUAAUUUUUAUUCUAAUCUUAAUGAUGACAUCCAGCAUAAUUUAAAUUGUGUGGCAACCAUUCCUCUGUUUUAAAACGCCUGUAUUUUUCAAUGAAAUCCUUUUGAAUACUGCAGUAGUUUUUGUUGUUAUUUGUCUUGAGGGCAGUGAUACAAAUUUCCAACUUGACUAAGCAAACUUUGGGUUUUCAGUCCUUUUUUUCUUAACUUAAAGAUAUGUAUUGUUUAAAUGUUCCAGUUAGGACCUGCUGAAAUACACUAUGUUGUUGAUCUGUUUGCCUCUUGACCAGAAAACUAUCACAAACUGUGCAUCACCGUGCAUUCAUAGCUCCAUGCAUAACUUGGCUCAGUACUGAGUGGGAGAAGGGAGAUCAGAAGAGGUCUCAGCAUAUCAGAAGGGUCACUACGUGACUGUAACUAUGGAGAUGCAUGGACAAAUUGUACUCAAGUCUGUACUGCAGCUCCAAAGAGAAUGGAGUCCGUGACCCUGGCUGUGCAAAGAGAAGGCCAGGUCAGCAGUGUAGAGGUUUUUAAUCCUUCUGCAACUACUCUAGGAAUAAGCGUCCCAUAUCAUCUGUAAUCAACACUCGCUAUAUUGUUGCUAAAUUCAUUAACACUGAAGAUUUUGUUCUUUUUGUAACGGGUGAUGUUAAUAAAAGGGAUGCUUGAUAAAUCUG
Molecule: messenger RNA, 5034 nt
Organism: Acanthochromis polyacanthus (spiny chromis)
Lineage: Eukaryota; Metazoa; Chordata; Actinopteri; Pomacentridae
Gene: ktn1
Product: kinectin 1
Exons: 36
Coding region: 175-4041 (1288 amino acids)
Biological process (GO): protein transport; microtubule-based movement
Cellular component (GO): endoplasmic reticulum membrane
Molecular function (GO): kinesin binding
Source: RefSeq, a predicted model, not a curated record